This is a messenger RNA of Annulohypoxylon truncatum, 1179 nucleotides long. Its product is annotated as putative NADPH-dependent methylglyoxal reductase GRE2. Bases 1 to 1179 code for a protein of 392 amino acids. The transcript is spliced from 2 exons. Gene Ontology annotation, molecular function: oxidoreductase activity, acting on the CH-OH group of donors, NAD or NADP as acceptor. NCBI's taxonomy places the organism in Eukaryota, Fungi, Ascomycota, Sordariomycetes, Xylariales, Hypoxylaceae. The record is from RefSeq and is a predicted model, not a curated record.
AUGGAAUCCCCGCGUCGGGUUCUCCUUACGGGAGCCAACGGUUAUAUCGCGCAGCAUGUCCUUUCGCAGCUUCUCGAAGCUGGACACUCGGUACGCGCCGUCGUUCGCUCGCAAGCCAAGGUCGAUAUCCUCAAGAAGACUUUCGGUAAAUAUGUAGAUACUCCGCAGCUAGACUUCGGCGUCGUGCCGGAUAUCACCACUGCCGGUGCCUUCGACGAUGUGCUAGUAUCUGCUCCGCCCUUCGAUGCCGUCAUGCAUACCGCCUCCCCUUUCUUCCUGCGCCCGGUCAAAGGAGAGGUGUUCCUAGAGCCCGCGAUCAAGGGCACGACGGAGGUCUUGAAGAGCAUAGCCCGAGUAGCGCCGAGCGUGAAGCGCGUGGUCAUCACGUCGUCGUUCGCGGCUAUCGGCUCUAUGCACGUCGACCCCAUCUCGAACCCGCCUAAGACCUACACCAGCGAAGAUUGGAACACCGUGACUCUCGAAGAGGCGAUGGCUACCGAGAAUCCCUUGGUCACGUACCCGGCCAGCAAAAAGUUCGCGGAGAAGGCGGCGUGGGAUUUUGUGAAAGAGAACAAGGUCAACUUUGAGCUGGCGACGUUAAACCCGCCAGCGGUUUUUGGGCCCCUGGUCGACCCGUCUCAAUACACGAGUACGGACCAGCUAGGCGAGACCUGUUCGUGGAUCUACAACUCGUUCGUCAGCUCUAGCUUGAAAGCGAGCGAUCCGGUACCCCCCACGUUCGUCUAUGCGUGGAUUGACGUGCGCGAUCUUGCGCGCGCCCAUCUACUUGCGAUGACGGUGCCCGAGGCCGCGAACAAGCGAUGGUUCCCCGUUGGCGGCGAACUGGGCAUGCAGGGAAUUAGCAACAUCCUACGAGAGGCGUUGCCAGAGAAGCGGGACACGAUACCUGUAGGCGAACCGGAGAAGACGACGAAGCCAGAGGGAUUCUACGAAUGCAGCGCCCCGGAAGUCGAGAAGGUGUUAGGCCUGACAUAUACGUCGGCGGAGAAAUCCAUCGGAGAUCUAGCCCCGCAGUUGGUCGAGAUCGAGAAGAGGGCGGUCGGAGCGGGCAUCUUCGAGCGUCUGUAUGCGCUGCUGAAAACGCGUCUGCCCCAGGUCACUAAGAGCAUUUCCCGGAUCGUUGCGGAUAACAUGACGGGCUUCAGUCUACCUAGAUAG